AACAGCGCCGCGUCUCCAUGGCAACGGCACCGCGACAGCAAACGGCAGGCGUCAUGGCGGAGCCGAGGAUAGCGAGGAUCAAACAGCCUAAAAAAGUUUUUGUUAACAGCAUAGACUCUUACUCAUCCAAGUACAUCUCCAAGCUGUUGUGUGAGUGCGUGCUUGGAGCUGCAGGUCCUGAGGAGGAGGUGGAGGAGGACCAGAACCACAGCUCAGCAGCAGCAUUCCAGCUGGUUGGAACUGUUUCCCAUCCAUCUGAAGGGGACAGGGAAUAUGUGCUGGAGGAGUAUUUUCUCCUGAGCAGGGAGGAGCUGCUGUCCAAGCUGAUGGACUGUGAUGUGGUUCUCUACAACAUCAGCCAGCAUGCUGAGCAGCUGGAAGAGGCUCUCUGGGCUGUUUCAGCUCUACACAAUGAAAUGGAGCAUUUUUCUGGACCAAAGCUGUUCAUCCUAAUCUCCACGGUUAUGACCUGGGCCUGCAGCAAGCCUGUCGAUCCUGAUGAUCUGGAGCUUCCUUUUACUGAUGAGAUCUUCUGGAGCAGAAGACCACAUCCAAACUUCAAACAACACAUCGACCUGGAGAAGCGGGUCGUCAAAAUGGGAAAAACUAACAGAAUGCUGUUCUCCACAUACGUGGUGGCUUCAGGACUCCAGUAUGGGAUGGGAGAGCAGGUCUUCCACUACUACUUUAAGAACUCAUGGCUGGGACAGGAACAUGAAAUAUCCAUCUUUGGAGACGGCAAGAACAUCAUUCCCACGAUUCACAUCAAUGACCUGGCGAGUGUGGUUCAGAACAUUAUUGAACAUCAGCCCAAACCAUAUUACCUGAUAGCUGUGGACGGUUCCAACAACACCAUGGAGCAGAUAGUGAAGGCAGUUGCCUCUGAACUGGGAUCAGGGAAGAUCCAGAAAAAGCCAGUUGAUGAAGCGUACCUCGUCCAGGAUUUCAGUGUAACAGAAAUCGAUUCCAUGCUGGUCAAUCUCCGCAUGGAGGCUGUUCACAUAAAGAAGCUGUUGUCUGUUAGCUGGCUGUGUGAGUUUGGUCUGGUGGAGAACAUUGAGCUGGUGGUGGAGGAGUACCGACAGACCCGCCGACUCCUGCCCAUCCGUCUGUGUGUUCUGGGACCACCUGCUGUGGGGAAAAGCACCAUUUCCAAAAAGAUCUGUGAACACUACAAGCUCCAUCACAUCACCCUGAAGGACACCAUCUCUGAGACCAUUUCCCAGCUGAAAGCUGCUGUGAAGAACGCUGGUCCAGAUGCCAAAGACUCAGCAGCAGAGGCCCAGGAGCUGCUCAGCAGCCUGAAGGAUGCUGGAGAGCAGAAUGAAGGUGUUCUUGAUGAGCAGCUGAAGGUGCUGAAGGAUAAACUGAUGUCUAACCCGUGCAGAAACCAGGGUUUUGUUCUGGAUGACUUUCCCAAGACAUAUGAACAAGCAAAAGAGCUGUUUGAAGUGGAAGAACAUGAUGGAGCAUCCCAGACUUUCUACAGCAGGAAGAUCUCACCAGAGUUUGUGUUGUACCUGGAUGCAUCAGACUCCUUCCUCAUGGAUCGAAUGAUCAACUUGCCGGAGAGGUUGGUGCAGGAGCACAGCUACGAGCCAGAGCUCUUCCUGAAGCGCCUGGCCAGAUACCGAGAGAACAGCACCGAUGAGGAAACCGUUACCAACUACUUUGUUGAGAUGGACAUCAGCCCUCUGUACCUGGAGAUCUCCAGCAGUGAUCAACCUGACUGCUCGCUGCUGAUGCAGAAAAUCGUUGACACGGUGGGCCAGCCCAGGAACUAUGGUCCAAGCAGCCGGGAGGUGGAGGAAGAGGAGGAGAGGAGGAAGGCUGAGCAGAGGAUCAGGAGAGAGAUCCAAGAGAGGGCAGAGGAGGAACAGAAGGAGGCUGAAGAGGCCAGGAGCAGAGCUGAACGCUGGGAGGAGUGGAUAAAGAGUCUGGAGGAGGUGAGGCAGCAGGAGGAGGAGCAGCUGGAGGCCCUAUCAGUCCCUAUGAGGAGCUACCUGAUGGAACACGUCCUCCCCACGUUGACCCAGGGUCUGACUGAAUGCUGCAGAGCUCAUCCUCAGGACCCAGUGGACUUCCUGGCGGAGUACUUACUAAAGAACAACCCCUUUGAAUACCCGCAGUAGAGCUGAUUUUCUGUGGACACACCCAGAUGUCAUGCACAGCAGAUACUAAACCGAGGAGAACAUUACGUUAAUUCGUCCUGUGUUCGUUUGGCUAUUAGGCUGAAGUCAAUUACAUGCAGCUUUUCUGUUAGAGCAAAACCUCCUGGAGUCUGUGAGACUUUUCACAGUAUUCCAGUCAUCACAAGCCAAGUGUCCCUCAGUUCAUGCUGGGAUUUUGAUUAGGUCUGAUUUGUAAGUGGCCCAUUCUCCCGCCCCUGUUGUAUUCAUACGCAGCUUUGUUUGGACUCUUGUGUGCUGGCCAUUACUUAAAAGCACCCUAAAAGCGGAUGAAAGUGUGUACGAAGCCAAAAGCUGAUUAGGAAGUUAAUUUGCUUAAUGAACUUGGUAAACUCCAAAGUAGACACGCUCGGGUCAUAAUUGCUUUGAUUUGGCUUCAGAUAUCCAGGAAGGAUAAAUGUUACAAAUGGCAGCUAAUUUGUGGCUCUCUCAUGUUGCCACUCGCAACUCCAAAGUGAACAUAAUUGGUUGCGACGGAACACCAAAUUAUUUCAUUGUACAUACUUAAUCACCACAUGGGGAAAUUAGUUGAGUUUAUUUGGGAAACAUUGUGAUGCAAGCUGCUGCAAGACAAUUUGACUGCACCAUCUGUGAUCUCGGCUACACACACAACACCGACUUUCCUCAAAAUGAAUCACACAUUUUGACAAUAAAUGUGGUAAAACAAUA
Molecule: messenger RNA, 2858 nt
Organism: Acanthochromis polyacanthus (spiny chromis)
Lineage: Eukaryota; Metazoa; Chordata; Actinopteri; Pomacentridae
Gene: ak7b
Product: adenylate kinase 7b
Exons: 18
Coding region: 18-2132 (704 amino acids)
Biological process (GO): nucleobase-containing compound metabolic process
Cellular component (GO): cytoplasm
Molecular function (GO): ATP binding; AMP kinase activity
Source: RefSeq, a predicted model, not a curated record